This is a messenger RNA of Polypterus senegalus (gray bichir), 3502 nucleotides long. It is a transcript of the gene dnase2b, whose product is annotated as deoxyribonuclease II beta. The transcript is spliced from 6 exons. The record is from RefSeq and is a predicted model, not a curated record. NCBI's taxonomy places the organism in Eukaryota, Metazoa, Chordata, Cladistia, Polypteriformes, Polypteridae. Gene Ontology annotation, molecular function: deoxyribonuclease II activity. Gene Ontology annotation, biological process: apoptotic DNA fragmentation. Bases 1 to 1185 code for a protein of 394 amino acids.
AUGACAGCACAGUUCUGCUUUUUAACUCAAAUAAAGAACAAAAGAAAGUCCCCUCAUCGUUUCUUUGUUCAGUGGGGUUUGAGGCCGCUCCUCAUGUUCUUUACGAGAUACAGCAGGACUUUGACUCAGAUGUGUUUUCCUGCCCUUACACUUAUUUUAUUUCAUUUAUUAGCACUCCAUUUUACCGAAGGAGAAAUUUCCUGUAAAAAUGAGAAGGGAGAAUUUGUGGACUGGUUUCUUAUUUAUAAGUUACCAAAAUACAAAAUUAAUGAAAGUGUGGGGACCGGCCUAGAUUACAUGUAUCUCGACCCGACUCUUCCUAGCUGGCAGCGCAGCACAUUCCUGGUCAAUGACAGCCAGGGUGCCCUGUGGUACACCCUUGGGCAGCUUUAUCAGGAUCACAAGUCUAAGUCGAACACGUCUGCAUACUUGCUAUAUAAUGAUGAUCCUCCAUUGCUGGACUACAAAAAGAAUCACGGCCAUACUAAAGGGGUUGUGCACUUUGAUAUGGAGCAGGGCUUCUGGCUCAGCCACAGUGUUCCUCGCUUUCCUCCUUUUCCAGAAAGAGGAUAUGGUUGGCCUCCAACUGGGAAGCGAAAUGGACAGACGGCUCUGUGUGUGACUUACAGGGGCUCCCAGUUUGUCAGCAUAGCUGAGCAACUUUUGCUGUACAACCCCCGUGUGUAUAACUGCUCUCUACCCGAUUUCUUCAUGCCAAUGUUUUCAAAUCUGAGUAUCCUGUGCCAGGGUGUCAGACUGCCCAGCUCUGACAAGAAGCAGGCAACGAAACUGAUGUCAUCCCGUGGAGAAACGUUUGUCAACUUCGCAAAAUCGCAGUAUUAUGUGGAUGAUAUUUAUACAGCUUGGGUUGCUCAGGAUUUGAAGUCAAAUCUUCUAACAGAAACCUGGCAAGAAAAGGAGCAUGAGCUGCCACCCAACUGCUCCCUUCCAGAACAUGUCUACAAUGUGAAGCGAAUCCAAUUGCCUGGACCACAUUUCUUUUAUUCUCAGUAUGAUCACUCCAAGUGGUGUGUUUCUCAAAACUUUAAACAGCAGUGGACUUGCAUUGGUGAUCUGAAUCGGGAAGACAGGCAAGCAUGGAAGGCCGGGGGGCUUAUCUGCACUCAAAAUCCGAUAAUCUACAGAUCCUUCAGAAAGGCUGUGUCCUGGUAUAAGGGGUGCUGAGAGUCUCACCUGAAUCUGCUAAAGAGAAGGGUUGCUAAGGAUGACUUUUAGCGUCUAAACAUACUUUUAUUAAUUACGUUUGUCCCCACUUAUUGUGUUCAGUAUCAUGAAGAGACGGAAAUGGGUACAAAGUAAGGGGUAUCCAUUGAAAGGGUGUCAGUCCAUUGAAACACACUGGGGAAUAUUAGUCUAAUCUCAAUUAUUCAUUUAUUGAACCUGCUUAAUCUAACUUCAGAGUCACUGGAAAUAAAAGUCCAUGUUGGUAACAUCAAGAAAUCAGCAUUGGACAAGCUGAUCGCACCCACACACGUUCACUUGCUGAAUCCACUUCAUCCAGUUUUAUGGAAUUGAGGCCUAAGACAAAAGACAGAGAAGAUCAUUGGACAAGGCUGAUUCGCUCACUCACACACACACACACACACACACGUCCAGUCUUCUCCAAUUUGUGAUGUGCAAAGAAAAGCAAUGCCCAAACUCCACAUGCGUGCGACCAGACUGGGGUCUUAACCCACUUUCUUGGAGCUGUGAAAGAAGUAGCGAUGAUCACUGCAAUGCUGUACCGUGUGUCUCAAGAUAUUGCUUUGGCAGAGAGUGUAUGUGUGGUCUGAUGUCUACCUUUGGAGCAAAAUAUGGCUAAUGUUCUGGAUGGUAAACGUCUUGGUAACAUUGUGACUCUUUAGAAACCACAUUAGAUACAAGCUCCAACUAAAUAAGGGCUGCCGAUGAGCUAAACAACUCUCGCUCACAAUGACAUUUUACUGCUUAUUUUGUCUUUGGCGGCCACUGGAAAAGAGAAACACAAAGACUGAUCUUGCAAUGAGUUAAAACACAGAUAAACAUUUUUAAUCUCAUCACACUGUUUGGUGCUCUGGGUGAAAUCUCACCUUUGUGGCAUUUGCAUGUUCCCGACAAUCACGUGAAUUUCCAUCUCAUUCCACCAAAGACAUGAAUGCACACACAGUCAGAUUAAGACGUUUUGGAGUUAAUGGCACCCAGUUGUGGCUGCUGAUGGGUUGACAUCACUUGAUGCGAUGCCAUCCUACUGUGCCUCCUCUCAUUGAAUGGCAGGUGCAGACAAACCUUUGCUUAGUGUGAAUGCUGUGGUGCCUUUUGGCUUUUUUAUUAAAAUUUUAUCAAAAUGUUUAAAAAAUUGCUGGAAAGAAUAUUGAAAUAAUUAAUUAGCCACUCUAUGAGAUGUAAAGCAAAAAAAAAAAACCUAAAUCCCAAUAGAUUGGAAUGCUGUUGUCUUUUAUAUUUCUUUUUAUUUUAUUAAUCCCCAAGGGGACAUUGUCUUUUCGCCUGACCAUUAGGGGUCAAAGCACAGGGUCAGCCAUCAUACAGCACCCCUUAACUAACAAAUAUGAAGCCAUUGGUUAUAAAUCCACUUCAUUCUGCCCAGACAGUUUAACAUUUACUGGUAUUGUUUAAAAAACACUAAAGGAUGCCAUGAGUUGAUAUUUACAGCGCGGUACGUUUAUUCAUAAAAAGAGUGUAGAUGUGAGCAUAUUGUGUAACAGUAUGCACUAAGGAGAGAAUCCAGACUUCUGUUAAAAAAUGAUCACAAUCAAGUAUGUAUUCCAUGCAAAUAAGUUCUAAAAUGUUUCACCUUUCAUUUUAAAGUUCACUUUAAAUUUAUUUUGUGUUAUUGCCAUUCCUAAAUUGAUCAGAAAGAGGUUAUAAGUUUAGUAAAUCGCUGAGUAUUUUUUUUUAUAUUUACGUCAGUGUUUUGCACACUGAAUUCAUCAGACAGCCCUGAAAUCCCACUACUCUGAUAAAGUACUCCGUCCUGCUAGCAUGCCAUCUUAUCCUGCUCAGCUUGAAGAAUCCUAACCCACGUAACAGAACACGUGCUUUAUUUAAAAAAAAAAAUCACUUCAUAAGGACUAGAACCGACGUUCUUUAGAAUCCGGUAAAAAAUCCAUUAAUGCUGUCCUGAGUCAUUGGACCCUGCUGAACUAUUGCUCACCUUUUGAAUAUUUCGAUAUCUGAGCGCUUACUUCAUAAUUCAUCUUUUUAUUUUCCCUCCUGUCUUGAAGGUUCAGGUUGUGUUCAGAUUAAAAUGUAGUAAUGUAAGUCUUACUGAAUAGUAAUUUAUUCUUCGUAAUAGAAUCCUUAAAUCAAUACAAUAGAAAUAUACCAAAAAGGGAAGAAAAGUACAAUUGACAUAGAAGUAUGAUGUUUACAUCACUGCAUUUGUUUCCAUUAAAGCAGUUUACCUAAGCUUAAGAAAGGUAAGUUAUUUUUAAGUUGAUUUUCUUCGCUUACUGUAAAGAGUCGUUCUUUUAAAUUUGGUGUUUUUAAAGUUUUUUCUUCACAA